Pelagomonas calceolata is the source of this 2477-nucleotide messenger RNA. The record is from the annotation of a GenBank genome assembly. Lineage: Eukaryota; Pelagophyceae; Pelagomonadales; Pelagomonadaceae.
AUGGAGCCCCCGCGCCGCACCAUACGAAGGCGCCACACCCUGGGGGAUCGGCCCAAGUCCCAGCCCUCCCUCAGCAAGCGCGACCAGCGAAACCUGGCGCCCGCAGCGAAAGACUGGCGCGAGGCCGCCUACUCGUUAGGUAUUCUCAAGACCGGUUACUUAGAAACCGCUUCUGAACAGUGGGAUCGCUCAGCAGCCGCCACGAGUAGUGUGAAGAAAACUAGGUUCGUGGUCCUGACGCACGCCCAGCUGAGCUGGUUCAAGCGCAACCCCGGGGAUACGGAGUACGGCGACGAGCGGGGCGCGAUACCCCUGGACCAGGUCACGUCCGUAAAACUCGACGGCGAGAAGAUCGAAGUGUUUGAUCAGGGUGGUUUGCGGCGCUGGUUUCUCUGUAGGGACGGCAAGGCCAAGGCUUGGAGGGACGCUAUCGACGUGGCACGGCAGGCGCGCUGCCGCAGUCCGGCCGCUUCGUCGCCGCGGGAAGCGCCGUCCGCCUUGAUCAUACGGACGAGGCAGUACGCGAAGUCUAUUGUCGAAACGCGCGCGGCGUACGGGGCCGCGACGCUAGUCGAGCCGGCGGCGCCCGGUAGCGAAGCGGCGUCCCAUCUCGCGGCGACGGCGUCGGAUCGAUGGCGUCGCGACGCCGGCGGAGAGAGAGAGACACGGUCGCGUCGUGCUGACACGCGGCGAUGUCAUACUGGUGGGGUACUGAUGCGCGUCGAUGGCGUACUGGUGUUGUACUGAUGCGGUGGAGUACGCCAUCGGUACCCGCCAGUACGCCAUCGACGCGCCUCAGCACGAUGAAGCUCGCGAGUGGGGACGGGUCGGAACAAGAGUACGCCAUCGACGCGACGCGAGAGGAUCGAAGCAAACAAAACACAACGCAGGCGAGGGCUUCGAGGUCCUGCGAAAGAAUGGAGACGUCAAGAUCGACGCCUCAUCGUUAGCCAAGGCCGCGGCCGUCGGGCGCUGCGUUCUAAAAGCGGACGACGGCGCGCGCGUCGUGCUGCGGGCCGUCGCCGCGGAGGCGCCGACAAGAGUCAAGCGGUCCUUCUUCUCCUCGCUCGUACUACUAGCCUCCGUGCUCUACACGAUUUAUGCGCUUGGACUCAAAGCUAUCUUCGCCAUACCACUCUACGCAGCUGCACUACAAAAGGCCUACGAACUACUACCGGAAAAAGUCGACGACGAUCGCGUCGCCUUCUCCCUGACGCUGGAACCGCCUCCGAAGGAAAAGAGCAGCGAGUCGGACCAUUCUCGUUCUCCGGAACGCGUCCCGAUCGCUCCUGAGACGAUCCCGAACAAGGUGGACCCGUCCGACACGGCCGCCGUAAGAGCCGCAGAAGCCGCGACAGGAGUCGGUAGGAAGUUCAUCGUCGGUUCGAAUGGCGACAUGCGAGAAGCGAGAAAGAAGUGGCGCGCGUCGCAGCGGUGGAGGGCCCACUACGGCACUGAUAAGAUACUGGAGGAACCUCAUCCCAAAUUCAAAGCCAUUAAAAAGGCAUAUCCCCACUUCUGGAUUGGUCAUGGUCUGUGUGGAAAUCAACCAGUGGGCCGGGUGCACCCGAUAAUUCUUCACUAAGUCAUUUCUCGGCGAUGACGCGGUCGUGCUGGCUCCGUCGAGCGGUGAGGAACCGGCAUCGCCACGCCAUCGAGCAGGCGACGCGUCGAUGGCGUGGAGGACGACGCGAUGAUUCAGCACGAACGCGCCGUAAAAAUUUGAUUUCCACACAGGUCAUGGUAGAGAUGGUCAAUUAGUAUACUUGGAGCGAAUUGGCCACGUCGACAUGAAUAUGUUAGCGAGGGAAAACGUGUCCCUCCAAGACAUGGUCCGGCAUUACGUCGCGGUCCACGAGUUCACGUGGGCCUACUUGGCGCCGGAGCGGGACGGUCCUAGGAGUUAUCAAUGCGUCUUGUUCGAUGUGGACGGCCUGCAGUUGGCGCAGUGUCGCGGCGUGCGCUACCAGUUCGUCAAAGCUUGUGCUAAAAUCGCUAGGGAGCACUACCCGGAACGGGUCUCGCGCGUCGUCAUCUGCAACGCGCCGCAGUGGUUCCAAGUGGUCUGGAAAGUGGUCAAGCCCUGGGUCGACCCGAAGACGGUCGCCAAGGUGAGCAUUGUAAGGGCCGGCGUCGAGACGUUGAGUGCGUUGCGCGAGAUCUGCGACGACUCCCAGAUCCCGGAAUCGUUCGGCGGUUCCAACAAGGACCCGGAACGGUCCGAGCCCGAACGUAGGUUGGCGGCCGCGAUGGCCGCGUGAAUUUAUUUCCUUCUUCCGAGGCGCGCGACUGUUCUAUCUUCGUAAGUACGCCUAUAUUCGUCUCAUGAUUUUUUUGCUUAGAGCUAGGUGAUAAUAUUUACGCGCCGCUUUAUGGAGGGUUCCUGCUCGCGCCAACGAUGGAGCCGCCGCCGCGACGACUGGCCACGGCCCACUCGGGAGCUUACUAUAGCCCUAGCAAAUUACAAAACGAUCGAA